Impatiens glandulifera is the source of this 501-nucleotide messenger RNA. Its product is annotated as pheromone receptor transcription factor-like. The record is from RefSeq and is a predicted model, not a curated record. NCBI's taxonomy places the organism in Eukaryota, Viridiplantae, Streptophyta, Magnoliopsida, Ericales, Balsaminaceae. Gene Ontology annotation, biological process: regulation of transcription by RNA polymerase II. Gene Ontology annotation, molecular function: DNA-binding transcription factor activity, RNA polymerase II-specific; RNA polymerase II cis-regulatory region sequence-specific DNA binding; protein dimerization activity. The coding region runs from base 1 to 501 and encodes 166 amino acids. The transcript has a single exon.
AUGACGAAGGAGACGCCGACAACUGAUGGGAGAAGGAAUAAUAGAGGUCAAGGGAAGAAGAAGAUCGAGAUUAAGCGAAUCGAGAAUAAAUCUCAAAGAAUGGUCUGUUUUUCUAAGCGUAAAGCCACUCUCUUUCAAGCUGUGACUCAAUUUCGACAAUCUACUGGACAUCAAGAUGUUGCCGCCGUAGUCUUCUCCCCUGCCGGUCAAAUGUACACCUCCGGCAACAGCGGACCCGCUUUUGACGUUGUAGUUGACCCAAUUUUGCAACUUUCUGAUCCUUCUACCGUAGAGGAUAUCAAGGGUGACGAUUCCGACGAUUCUGGGUUUCUGAUCGGAUGGAUUUUGAACAGUAUGGGUUUCGAUGAUCUUGAGUUGCAGGAUUUGGAACAUUUGGCCGCGAUGAAGACGGAUUUGGAGAAGAUGAAGGGCGAAGUGGACAAAGUAUAUCUCGUUUGGGAUCUUCAUGCUGAUAUGAUUUUAGAAUGCUUUCUUUUUUAA